AUGGCAUCUGUCAAGGAGCAGCUUAUACAGAAUGUGUCUAAGGAUGAGAUUGUCUCCCAGAGGAAGAUCACCAUUAUAGGAUCGGGUGCCGUAGGCAUGGCGUGUGCUAUCUCUGUCCUACUGAAGGACUUGACGGAUGAACUUGUCCUUAUUGAUGUUGUGGAGGAAAAGCUGAAGGGCGAAAUGAUGGAUCUGCAGCACGGCAGCCUUUUCCUUAAUACUCGGAAGAUUACCUCUGGAAAAGAUUAUGCUUUAUCUGCAAACUCCAAACUCGUUAUUGUGACAGCAGGAGCAAGGCAGCAGGAAGGAGAAACUCGCCUUUCUCUGGUCCAGCGUAAUGUGAAUAUCAUGAAAUCAAUCAUUCCCUCUGUUGUCCAGCACAGUCCUCAGUGUAAUAUUCUUGUUGUUUCAAAUCCAGUGGAUGUGUUGACAUAUGUGGUCUGGAAAAUAAGUGGACUUCCUGUGGCUCAUGUGAUUGGAAGUGGUUGUAAUCUAGACUCUGCCCGCUUCCGUUACCUAAUUGGAGAGAAGUUGGGCAUCCAUCCGACCAGCUGCCAUGGUUGGGUUCUUGGAGAACAUGGCGAUUCCAGUGUGCCCAUAUGGAGUGGUGUGAAUAUUGCUGGUGUUCCUCUCAAGCUUCUGAACCCCCAACUAGGAACUGAUUCAGAUAAAGAGAAAUGGAAACACGUCCAUAAACAAGUUGUUCAAAGUGCCUAUGAGGUCAUCAGGCUGAAGGGGUACACCUCGUGGGCCAUUGGACUGUCUGUGGCAGAUAUGUCAGCAACGAUUUUAAAAAACCUUAGGCGAGUACACCCCGUUUCCACUAUGAUUAAGGGUUUAUACGGGAUAAAAGAAGAGGUCUUUCUCAGUGUCCCUUGCAUCCUGGGGCAAGGUGGCGUCUCAGAUGUUGUGAAAGUGAAGUUGAAUCCGGAGGAGGAGAACCUUUUAAAGAAGAGUGCAGACACCCUUUGGGAUGUCCAAAAAGAUCUGAAAAUUUAA
Molecule: messenger RNA, 999 nt
Organism: Sorex araneus (European shrew)
Lineage: Eukaryota; Metazoa; Chordata; Mammalia; Eulipotyphla; Soricidae
Product: L-lactate dehydrogenase C chain
Exons: 7
Coding region: 1-999 (332 amino acids)
Biological process (GO): carboxylic acid metabolic process
Cellular component (GO): cytoplasm
Molecular function (GO): L-lactate dehydrogenase (NAD+) activity
Source: RefSeq, a predicted model, not a curated record